Messenger RNA from Arachis duranensis, 2072 nucleotides. RefSeq names its product mitochondrial uncoupling protein 3. Gene Ontology annotation, biological process: response to cold; transmembrane transport. NCBI's taxonomy places the organism in Eukaryota, Viridiplantae, Streptophyta, Magnoliopsida, Fabales, Fabaceae. The coding region runs from base 984 to 1898 and encodes 304 amino acids. The record is from RefSeq and is a predicted model, not a curated record. The transcript has 2 exons.
AGCGCUUUUUUUUCCUUUUCCGGCAAAAACAGAUCUAAGAAACAUGUCAGGGAAAAGUUUAUUUGGGAAAGGAAAUUAGGGUUUCGGAAAGCUGCCUUUUCGAUUAUUAUUUUUCUCAAUUGCUCCUUGUUCACAAUUUUAACAUGAAAAUUUGAACCAUUUAUUACAAUAUACUGUAUUAUAAUACAUCUCUUUAACUCUCUAUGAUUGUUCUCGGUUCUCACUGUUCCUACGGUAGGAAAAAGGAACACGCUUGUGUUUAACGAUUGUGUCAUCAUGAGCAGCCCCAAAUGCUUUUUAAGGUGAUUUUGAAUACAAUUGUCGAACCCUGUUUAUGCCUGGAUCCAAUUGUCCUCUGUUUUUUGGUGAUUGAAGAUUGUGACUGUGUUGUUCUUGUUGAUGAUUAGUUUAUACUACUAAAUUAGAUGGAAGAGCCUCACAUUGAUGUUUAUGUUUAUAUGAUAAUUUUAGUUGGAUUUCCCAGUUAAUUAUGAGUUUAUCAAAGCAUUUAAUUUGAUAUUUGAGUUAAAUGAUCCUACUCCAAUAACCCACUUUUUGGUUCUGUUUUGGAGCAAAAUUUGGUAUUACUCUCAAUUUCUUGCAAAUAAAUGUGGCAACUGGAAAACAAUGAAUAGUUGCUCAAUCCAUAUUUCUCAACUGAUAUAAUAUUUUUUGUUUCACCCUUCAAGUACCAGAGCAACACUGCAUUUUAUAAGAACAAUGCAAAAUCUUUGGCAUGGUUUCUAUAUUCAUUAUCGUAUAUCAAUCAUUGCGUAUGAGUUUCUGAUCGCCCCAAAGGGUUCAAAACAAAUCGUUUGGGUGCUGUAAAUCGGUAACAUGAAUUUGUUUCUGAUGAGUAUCUCCCAAGUGCAGGUAUCAUUAGAGCCAAAAGAUAUCAUUUAAAUUAUAACUGUCAUGAGUUCGUGGGUUCCUCAAUUGCCUCAAAACAGACUUGUAGGUAUUUUUUCGUGAAUCCUAUAGCCAUGAAAUCAGGCCAUCAACAUGGUGGAGGUGAUAAUGCUCACACAAAGAUCUUACUUACUUCACUGUCAGCCAUGGUGGCUGAGACUACAACUUUCCCAAUUGACCUGAUCAAGACCAGGCUUCAGCUCCAUGGUGAGUCGCUUUCCUCAAGCCGACCCACUGGUGCAGUUCGAAUAGCAGCAGAAAUUAUCCGUGAACAAGGUCCUCUUGGCCUUUACAAAGGCUGGUCUCCAGCAAUCAUAAGACACCUAUUCUACACACCUAUUCGAAUUGUCGGGUAUGAACAUAUGAGGAGUGUGGUUUCAGCUGAUAAUGCUUCACUCUCUAUCUUUAGCAAGGCUCUUGUUGGUGGAAUCAGUGGUUGCAUGGCUCAGGUUGUAGCAAGUCCAGCCGAUCUUGUCAAGGUGCGGAUGCAAGCUGAUGGCCGUAUGGCAAGGCACGGUAUUCAACCUCGAUAUUCGGGACCAUUCGAUGCUUUUAGGAAGAUUGUUCAGGCUGAAGGAUUAAAAGGGCUGUGGAAGGGUGUUUUGCCUAAUGUCCAAAGAGCGUUCUUGGUGAACAUGGGAGAAUUAGCAUGCUAUGAUCAUGCCAAACAAUUGGUUAUUAGAAGCAGGAUAGCUGAUGAUAAUGUUUACGCCCACACAUUAGCUUCCAUCAUGUCAGGUCUUGCGGCAACUUCUUUAAGUUGUCCGGCUGAUGUCGUGAAGACUAGGAUGAUGAAUCAAGUGGCCAAGGAAGGGAAAGUCUUGUAUAUUAGCUCUCUUGAUUGCUUGGUAAAGACAGUUAAAGUUGAAGGAAUUCAAGCACUGUGGAAAGGAUUCUUCCCGACAUGGGCUCGGCUAGGUCCAUGGCAAUUUGUAUUCUGGGUAUCCUACGAGAAGUUCAGAAAAAUUGCAGGGCUCUCUUCUUUCUGAUGUAAUGUUCUUACCCAUAAAAAUAGUCUUGUAUUCAUAAAAAACUCACAAUUCAAUGCACACACACCUAGAUUCAUUCCUUAUAUUUAAACUAUUAUAAGCCUUUCUGUGUAGUUGCCUUGUAUGGCUAAUUUUCAAACUUUUAGUAAUGGAAGAGUUACAAUUUGUUAUGAA